AUGCGUUUCACUCAAUUAUCUCCGGAAUGUGAGGCCCUCAGACAGCAAAUCAAAGCCUUGGUCCCUACAACCGCCAUUCGUGAUGACCAAAUCAACAGCAUCCGUGGAGCACUCAUGUCAUCCGAGAAAGCAGAUGGAUCUAAGCUUUACGGAGGAUACGACAUCCAUUUUAAGCUUGCACAUAUGGCUGUCAAAAUGCGCGACAUGGUCUACAAGGUCGUCUCCUGGCCCGAUACCCCUGCCUUUUCAUUUGCCGAGGAAAGAGGAUUCGUCAUUCCAUUGCACGAAUUUCGUGCGCUGACUGGACUUUCCAGGAAGGUUACAUGGUCCAGUUAA
Penicillium pulvis is the source of this 336-nucleotide messenger RNA. RefSeq lists its product as uncharacterized. The transcript is spliced from 2 exons. The record is from RefSeq and is a predicted model, not a curated record. Bases 1 to 336 code for a protein of 111 amino acids. NCBI's taxonomy places the organism in Eukaryota, Fungi, Ascomycota, Eurotiomycetes, Eurotiales, Aspergillaceae.